This is a messenger RNA of Alexandromys fortis (reed vole), 16097 nucleotides long. RefSeq names its product LIM domain containing preferred translocation partner in lipoma (gene Lpp). Gene Ontology annotation, biological process: cell-cell adhesion. Gene Ontology annotation, cellular component: focal adhesion; stress fiber. The transcript has 14 exons. Bases 587 to 2428 code for a protein of 613 amino acids. NCBI's taxonomy places the organism in Eukaryota, Metazoa, Chordata, Mammalia, Rodentia, Cricetidae. The record is from RefSeq and is a predicted model, not a curated record.
AGAGCACCAACCAGCAGCCACUCCCGGCCUGCCGAAGUUUCACUUUUUGUCUGUGGGUUCGCUCCCGGGCCCCGCUCCGAGCGUUCCCGGGAUAAGUAGCACUAGCGGCGGGAAGAGCCGGCCGCUGCAAGGGAAACAAACCCAGAUCCGCAGAAGUUGAGUGCCAGUCCUGAAGUCUUUGGUGGAUAGUGGUGGACUGAGGUGGGAACUGAAGCAGAGAAGUAGAGAGCCAGCUGGUUCUGCAUUUGUCAUCGUUCCCUGCUCCCUCAUUGGAGAGGAGGAAUUUUCCCUUAGCUGGGUCUCGCUCCAAAGCUGUCUGUAUACAUGGUGCUUUCACACAAAGUGUCUGGUAAAUUUAAGUGAGUCCACACUAAGCUGGAAAAAUAUCUGCCCACCUUUUCUUAAGAAAUUAAACUUGGCACAUGAUGCGUUCCAGAACUACAAAAGAAAGGUGAGAGCCAGAGCAAGCGAGGCUGCCCUUAUAUGGACAUGAAGAAGCAGGCUACAGUGUGAGACUAACAUAUCGUCUGGGUGAGCCUUGCCCAUUGUCCAUUGCAAAAGCCAGAAGUUGCUUGAGAUUUCAACCAUGUCUCACCCAUCUUGGCUGCCACCCAAAAGCACUGGUGAGCCUCUUGGCCAUGUUCCUGCACGCAUGGAGACCACCCAUUCUUUUGGGACCCCCAGUAUCUCAGUGUCGACACAACAGCCACCCAAGAAGUUUGCUCCAGUAGUUGCUCCAAAGCCCAAGUACAACCCGUACAAGCAGCCCGGAGGAGAGGGUGAUUUUCUCCCUCCCCCACCUCCACCUUUGGAUGACCCUGGUACCAUUCCUCCUGGCCCUGGACACUUCCCUCCUCCUCCACCGCUGGAUGAAGGUGCUUUCAAAGUGCAGGGAAAUCCUGGAGGCAAGACCCUGGAGGAAAGACGGUCCAGUCUGGAUGCGGAGAUCGAUUCCUUGACCAGCAUCCUGGCUGAUCUGGAGUGCAGCUCUCCUUACAAACCUCGGCCCCCACAGGGCUCUGCUAGUCUAACAGCCUCUCCUCCGGUGUCUACUCCCGUCACGGGACAUAAGAGAAUGGUCAUUCCAAACCAGCCCCCUCUGACGGCAACCAAGAAGUCGGCGAUGAAACCACAGCCUUCUCCCCAGGCUGCACCCAUCCCAGUGACGCCCAUCGGCACUCUCAAACCGCAGCCUCAGCCAGUUCCAGCCUCUUACACUACAGCAUCCACACCUUCGAGGCCCACCUUCAAUGUGCAAGUGAAGUCGGCCCAGCCCAGCCCACAUUACACGGCUGGCCCAUCUGCUGGACAAAUCUAUGGCCCAGGGCCUCAAGGCUAUAACACUCAGCCAGUUCCUCCGUCAGGACAGUGUCCUCCUCCUUCGACUCGUGCUGGUGCCGACUAUGCGUAUAUUCCACCCCCGGGGCAUCAGCCUGAGCCGGGAUAUGGCUAUACCCCCAACCAAGGACGCUAUUAUGAACCGUAUUAUGCAGCAGGGCCUGGUUAUGGGGGCAGAAAUGAUGUGGAUCCUUCUUAUGGACAACAACAAGUUCAGCCUCAUACCUGGAAGCGGGAACCUGGGUAUGCUGCUUCUGGAGCCGGGAAUCAGAACCCUCCGGGGAUGUAUCCCGUCAGUGGUCCCAAGAAGACCUAUAUCACAGACCCUGUGCCAGCCCAGUGUGCACCACCACUGCAGCCAAAGGGCGGACACCCAGGGUCUAUGGGGCCUCCUUCUGUUGCCCCAUCAUUCCGGCCAGAAGAUGAGCUCGAGCACCUGACCAAGAAGAUGCUGUAUGACAUGGAAAACCCCCCUUCUGACGAGUACUUUGGCCGUUGUGCUCGCUGUGGGGAGAACGUGGUUGGGGAAGGGACAGGAUGCACCGCCAUGGAUCAAGUCUUCCACGUGGAUUGCUUCACCUGCAUCGUCUGUAAUAACAAGCUCCGAGGACAGCCUUUCUAUGCCGUGGAGAAGAAGGCCUACUGUGAGCCCUGCUACAUUAACACUCUGGAGCAGUGCAAUGUGUGUUCGAAGCCCAUCAUGGAGCGCAUCCUCCGUGCCACCGGCAAGGCCUACCACCCUCACUGCUUCACCUGCGUGAUGUGCCACCGUAGCCUGGAUGGCAUCCCGUUCACCGUCGAUGCCUCUGGUCUCAUCCACUGCAUCGAGGAUUUCCACAAGAAAUUUGCUCCACGCUGUUCUGUGUGCAAGGAGCCUAUCAUGCCUGCCCCAGGCCAGGAGGAGACUGUCCGCAUUGUGGCUCUGGACCGUGAUUUCCACGUGCACUGCUACCGCUGUGAGGAUUGUGGUGGUCUUCUGUCUGAAGGAGACAACCAAGGCUGCUACCCUUUGGAUGGACACAUCCUCUGCAAGACCUGCAACUCCGCCCGCAUCAGGGUAUUGACCGCCAAGGCAAGCACUGACCUGUAGAGUCGGUUGCCCGCUUCGCCGCCAAGCGUGCGGCACCGAGAACGAAACACAAGACAAAGAGAAGAGAAGAAAUAGAAAAAUAGAGGCAAAGCUCUCAACCCCUGGGAUGGUCUCUGUUCUUCAUCUGCUGUUAACCUUUUCUUUAGAAGCACAUACAGGAUGAGAUUUGUUUAAGUUCCUACCAAAUACACAUUUCACAUUUAAUCAUGCAAGGCCUUGAUGAGCCUUUGUUGUAAGGACCUCCACAUUUUUGCACAGAUUAGGCUCCGUCCCAUUCACUUCUGCAUUCCUGUAACUUUUAAUCCCCGUGUUUGUCUCACUUUCCAUGUGGCUGAAUAGGUUUUUAGUGUGGUAUUUGCUGUCACAUGAUGUAUCCUGGGUGGAUAUGCCAGCCUGCAGGUGCCUUUAGCUUGACGUCUCCUGCUGUCCCCUUUCCCUCUGGCCAUGGCCACGGAAAUCAAGCCGUUCUGUUGCCAAGAGUUGGAAAGGUGGAUUUCCCCAUGGCACUGUACCACUCGUGUCUCCUGGUAAAAAUAAAUGUGGGGGGAGUGCACAUUCUUCUGCUAGGCUAUAAAGAAUGUACUUGAAAAAAAUACAUAAAUUUACAGGAGCCCAAAUUUACUUUGCCAUUAUCCAAAUUCAAGAUGUGCAGUGCCCAGUGGUCGAUGCUCAUUUGAAGGCAUUUUUUAGCCGAUAUCUAAAAUGUGAUAGAACCACCAUUCACUACUGAGUUAAAGAGACCACAUGGGAAAUGCUAGCCAAAGGACCGCUUGAAAGCAAUUUCAAAGCGUUUGAAAAGCCCAGUUUAUUUUCAACAAUUCUACCUUGAGCUUUUCGUCUCCAUGCUAUCUGGACAUAAGACAGACAGACAGACUUGCUUUUGGUACAUUUCCAAUUCUGUCUGACACUUCAUCUUACAAGGACUGUGAAUUUUCCCCUACCACACACGCAUGGUUACUACAAUUAACAUUUAUCUACAGAGAGAUAUGUAUUAAGAGGAAUCAAAUUCUUCUCUUUCUUUCAUUUUUAUAAUAACCCAAAUCUAUUUUUUUUUGAAAACUGCAAAUUUGGACCCAUAAAACGAAGUUACAUAACCAUGUUUCCUCUUCUUUGAAAAGAGAAGGAAAAGCUGGGCAAAGAUUGCGAAACCAGAGUUUUAUUAUUCUGACAAUCCUUCUGUAGCUCAAGUACAUAUUGCAGGAGACAUUUUCCUAUCUUCAGCGUGACAUUUACACCACACUUUCAAAGACAAUCCCUGAAAACAAAAUUGUCUUCCUGAGCUAAAAAUAUGCAGAAUGCCUGACUAGAGUCUUUAUGCGAACUCUUAUUAGCCAGCGAAACGCUUGCUUGCCAACUGGAGCCAGUUUGCUCGGUGGAGAGGAGACACUUCGCUUAGCAAUAGCAGCUGGCCAUUUUGUGAACUCACGGUUCUCUAUCUUGGGACGAGAUUUCCCAAUCCUUUCUUUAAAUCUUCUACAAAUAUAUACUUUAAAUUAUGGAAUACUUUAAAUAUACAGAAGGGUAUAAAUAAUAAUAUAAUGAAUCCCUCUGUAGCUAACACCCAGUCCUAGACAUAGAGAAAUAUAGCCGCCUUAAAUCCCAAUAUACCUUUAUAUUUCUUUAUGCGGUCGGUGCUGGGAGUUGAGCUGGGGCCUCAAGUGUUGGCAAGCACCAUCCCACUCCUGCAUCCCCGGCCCUUCUGUGUCUUUUUAUUUUUUUUUAAAUCUUUAUGACAUGAUGAUCUUCUAGUCUGACAGUUUUAAUUUUAACAUUUAGAGCCAAAAAAUUUUUAAUUGCUUGUGCAUGUUUCAAAUUGCAAACCCAUGCAUGCCUCAGGAAUUCUUUAUAAAGUUGAUUUUACUUGAAUAGAAGUCAUCAGAAAAGUGAUUAAAAGAAACCCUUAAGCUUUUGUCACUCAGCUUGUCUGGGUCAAUGUGGGGCUUCUUUAACUUUCUUCGCUAAGCAGUUUGCAUGCUAGAACCCCUAAAGCUGGAUUUCAGGGGGUACCCUCUACUGCCUGCUCUUACCUGCUUCUCUUCUCUGGAGAUGCACGGAGGGCAGCUUGUGGAUUUCAGGAUAUGGUGGGUGGUGGCUCUAUCCCUGAAUCCCUGUGUUCCAAUUCAGAGGCUCAGCUGUGCCAUUGACCUUGGAGAACUCUGACUGUCGGACAGUCAAGGUGGCAAUACAGUCCGCUUGAACUGACCAAAAUCUUCAACGUGAAAUUCAGGAAACUGUCUUGAUGCCAAAAGUAGGGUCUAGUUUAACGAGGGCAGAAAUUAUGUCUAGAAAUGCAGUAAUAUUGCUAUAAGUUUAGACACCAGAGGAAGAAUUUAUGUACUAUUUAUACUAUAGAGCAAUAACAUCAUGUGUGUAUUACAUUUAACUACUUCCCGAACCAGAUGCUUGCAUGCAAGAGUUGCAGGGAUUGCCACCACCGUUUCUCCCCUGAGGUCUGAGGACGCAGCUCUGCAUGCUUACAGCCAUCCCCGUGCCUUCUCACCAUGUAACCUCAGAGUAGCUUUACCAAAGAGUUUUAAAGUGAAUUUCUUUUUAAUAUAGACAUAUACUUUUAUAAUAACAAACGUGCACAUACACAUAUACAGAAAUAUUUAGAAUUAGAUAUUUUUCUUUCACAAGGUCUAACAUUGUAAAGGAUCCUACAACUUCAUUCUUCAAUUUCUUUAAUAUAUGAUUUUGCCUUGCUUUCAUAUUUUCUUUACUCUGCAUUUGAUUUCAGCAAUACCAAGUCAUUCUACUCGUUACUCUGUUAGCUACGUAAAGUUUUGCCUACUGUAGAGAUAUAAAGAUCGUAUUACUUUAAUGAUUAUACACACUGUCUUUUGAUAUAUUGCCUUACUAUGAUUUAAAUACAUAAAUAGAAAAAAUAUGUCUGUAACUGAAAACUUGUAAAAUGCUAUCUGAAUUGUUUAAAUAUCGAGAGCACAAACACUUGGUUCUUCUUUAUAAAGUGUGAUACGUAGGACAGGGGGAAAAAAGACCCACUGUCAUGGGCUCUGCAGAGAACAUUUCAAAAUAAGAUUCUAUUUCUAGAGUGGUGGGGAUGGCUCUCUAAGCCUUGCAUGAAACAGACAAGUGCUCUCCCAUAGCUAAGCUCCCCAUCCAGAACAAGAUUUUGCAACUGUUUGGAAUCCCAUCUCAGACUGGCUCAAUAUGGAGCUGGGCAAACAAAAUCGGUCUUUAAAAGUCAUAAAUAAGUCACCACAAGUCCUAACUCAAGGCCUCCACGUUAAUGAAAUAUUGCCAUUUCUGCAGCUCAAAGAUGUGGGUUUUUUUCCCCCUGUCACCAGCACAUUGUUGUCCCUGUUGGAAUGACUUCUCUGAUCAAAAUGACAACAUGGGUUAUAUGCUGAUUAAUGAAAUGAACUUAAAAACACUAAUUGUUUUCUAUGGGAAAAUCUGCAGAUAUGUCUAUGGUGGGCUGUUAAAAACAUACGGGCCUUAAUGACGAUGAACAGCUAUUUUGUAUUUGGGUCCAGGGGAGGGGGAACACACUUUGUAUGUGGCUGCAAUAGAACGUUGGUUCACCAGAGACAGGCCUCCGCCAACAUAACUGUCAACCAUCUUCCUACUUACUACAAAUCCUAUUAAUGUGAACCAGUCGGGAAGAACAGUGUUAUUUCUAUUUGAUACAGUUUGGGCUUCUCCUGUCAGCUCUGUGUCGGUUGCCCCCUGAUCUUUCCAUUAUCAAGUUUUGAAGGGUGUUGGGCAAAUUAUGGCAGCUGCUAAGGAGAUCAGGGAAACACUGAUGCCACCUCCCAGCCUCUCACCAUCCCUCUUGGCUUGGAAAGGCAUAUUUUUUUAUAUAUACAUGUCUAGAAAUAUUGCCAUUCUACCUUAGUAUUUCACAUUUGUAGUUUAAACAAGUGAUUGUCCAUCUGUUGCCUCGAGCUACAGUACAUGUGUGUUAUGAAUGAAAUAUGACAGCAUGUUCCAUACCCCUGCUUCAGCCAUCUGUAGACAACCAGCAACCGAAAAAGAUACCUCUGCAAAAUGUGCCUUGAGUCCUGUCCUGGGAUGGCUCUUCGGGUGCACUUUCGUGAGAGACAAUCAGAAGCCACCCAUAAGUGUGCCUUAUUCUUAAAUAAUCUGUUUACACUACUAUGACCGUUGCUCAGUAUAGAAAUACUAAAUCCCAGAGAUUGACGAUAUCACAUACAGACACGAGGCGGGGGUGAAAGGAGAGAGAGAACUGGAGCAGUUCCGUCUUAGUGUACUGUCUUCCAUUUGGAGGGACCUCAAGGGUGUCUGUGAGAGCAUGCUCCCUGCCAAGGGGCUAUGUUGGGCGUCCUAAGUGCUUGUGAUUGGAUCUUCCUCUUGUUUUGCUAGGAUAAUAAUACCCAUUCACCACACACACCUUUAAAUUGGAUUGUUUGUUUGAAUUAAUAAGGAGCAGUCUUGAUUAUUGAGCAAGUUAUAAUUGUGGGACAACCAUGAAUAUUUCCAGACAAGUGAUUUAGUUGACUGAUAUUGGAAUGGACGUGCUUGUGGUGCGGUAGGUUUAGUUAGCAUAGCUGUAUAUGUCAGAUCUUUUACAAUCAACCUGGCCAAAGCUACUGUGAUUAAUGCAAUUGUUUAGGCCUUGCUUUCUCCUCUUCUAUCCUUUCUUACCUCCCUCCCUCCACUUAUUCCUUCUUUCCAUUGUACCUACUAUUGCUGCCCUAUUUGGCCCGUCUCGUUAGUUAGGAUACUAUAACAUUACAAUUGCAUUAAAGGAGAAAGGCUACCAGAACAUAUGCUUACCAUCCAGACAAAACUUGUUUUACGGGUGCCUACUCUUUCAGUUGCGUCUGUUCCUAGAGGGAGCUGCCGUCUUUCCACUGUAAUUUAAUCAGUCCUUAUCGAGGACUUUGGUAGUAGAGUCCUUUAAAACCGACCCAGUGUUUUCACUCAUUUGUAUGCAAAGAGAUCUUUCUAAAGCUAGACCGGGAUUUCUUUUUAAAACAAGCACAUUUUGACCACGAAAUACUUGUAUUUUUAGUGGUAGAACAUCAUGUUGUCCCUUUGAAAUGAACUUGAUAAUUUUCCUUGUGGCAAGGGGAAGCUACUAACUUUGAACAUUGCAGCGCUUAGCCCAUGGUCCAUAUUAAAUAAUAAUAAUUGACUCUAUUUGCAAGGGAUAGUUUAACACUAGGAUUUUCCUUAGAAUGUAGAUUGUUUUGCAGGCAUAUUUCCCCUUAGCACAGAGGAGAAAGAUACUAAUUUACUUUUCUGUUCUAAUUUUUCCUUCCUUAUGCAAAAAUUUGAGACAAUAUUUUAGUUAGCCACCAUGCAGAUGACUAAUUGUGGAGAGCUAUGUAAAAGACACACUUUUAUCCACGUGAUUGAAAGAAAAUGCUCCAAUCUUUGCUCUUUGCUUCUUCUGAUUGUUGUUUCUUUUAUAGCAGUAUCUAAGCAGAAUGGUAAGUAUCUCUGCUGCUAGCAUUUGUUAAAAAUUAACAUGCUACGAAUAUUAAAAUUCUUUUAUAAUAUUUAGAGUGAAUGGCUAAGUUAAGUUUUCCAAGAUGCCCAUCCACUUAGAGGCAAGCUAAAACUUCCUUUAUCAAACUCUGAUAGCCAUCUUCUGUGCUCCAGUUGAAUAUUGUUUAAAUGGCCACAAAUGCACUCUAUGAACUUAUCUUUGAACAGAACUUCUAAAUUCAGUUCUCAAUCCGAGAAGCAGAAUGUUCUGCCAAGAAUACAGAUGUCAUCAUGUCACCCCGUGCUCUACACGAACGCUGGGGGUGGGGGGGGGUCUUAUGGAACACAGACACUCGGAUGCUGUGCCUGGGUGAGCAGUGUCAGCAUCCUUAUAAAGAUCUGCAUCCUCUUGCUUUCAUGCCCGAGACCAUAACAUUUAUUCCUGGGUACGGCCAGUGUGGAAUACUACUCAGAGCAACCCAGCCUAGUUGGAAAACCACAUAAAAUCAUUGUAGAUUCCAGACUUUUCCCCUCCUCUCUGUGGUUUGACUCACCGAGUCCUUCAGCUUCUCAUUGAUUGGCAGGGACAGUGCCUGUCACCCUCCUGCCACCAGUGUCCACAUUACCCCCAAUGUUUCCUAAUUCUGUUUCCAGCCAUUCUGUGACUCAGCCAUGGCUGUCCGUCGGGGUGGGAGAAAGCACUUUUCUUGGGGUGUAAAGGAAAAGGAAUAGGAAUCCUUCAAAGGUAAACAAUGACCUCCCUGGAAAGGAAGUCCCCUGUAAUGGUGGGGCCAAGUGUACAAAACAGACCUCUUAUUUUCUGUGCUGGUUGGUUUGUUUGUUUAGCUUGUCUCACUGUUGCUUUUGAUGCUGACAGAAUCAGAGUCAUUGAGAAGACAGGAAGUGAGCUAAGGGAGAUUCCAUCCGUAAGAGUCCUGCUGUCUGGCAAGACAUAAAGUGUCUCGUGUCCUUUUCCUUUAUGCCUGUCUUCUCAAGGAUCUCACUUGUCUGUGUUUCCAUGAAGGAUAGAGAAAAAGCUUCUUGACACUUGGUAAGGUCUGCAUCAAUUCUAGUCUUUGAUUUUGAAACUCUUCCAUUUAUUUCUAACAUCUGUGUCUCAAGCAAGCAGCUUCCCUUUGUGAUCAAUUUAUCCUGUUUUUCCUCUUAAUGUCCUUAUUCCUUAACUGAUCUUGGUUUAAUGAUCACUGUUUACUAACUCUGAGAGUCAGGCUGACUGCAAUAAGAUCAAAUGAUGUCAGUCUAUAUUUCUUCCUAGAAAGGCGUGUGGCCUGGGAAAGACUAGUUCCUCACAGUGGCCUCUGUGGGAGUUCGGGGACGACAUGUGAGGACACCCUAGGCUGACCUACUGGCUUCAUUGGGAAGUUGGAGGAAGAGUCCUUAAGACGCAGCCGGACAGCAUAGGCUUCUUCCUGCAUAGAUGCAUUGGCUAUGAUGCAUGGAUUCUGGAGUCUUAAUCACAGCAGGAGAAGCUUUUAUAUCUUCAGGCUCAGUGAAGGAGGAAAGGCAUCAAAGAAAACACAACUGCUAAUCCCCUCCAAUCAGCAUUAUAGUUGGAGGAGGGGGAUGGUUGGCAAGAUACACCCAGCCCAUACGGCAGGGAUAGGAAACAGCUUCCUGUGGUCUUUGUUGCAACAAGCACACUCUUACUCUUAUUGAAGCACGCUACAUCCUCAGCUCUUGCCGUGUGCCUGUCUUUUGAGCCCUCCAAAAGGAACAAGUAGGCCUUGUCUACUUUUCUUUUGGGAACACAAUUAGGGCUCCCAGCCAUCUGUUGCACUUGGCGUUCCCAUUCUAUCAUGGACUCCAUGCUGCACAGUGAGGUUUGCUUAAGUAGUGCCUGUGUCAAGGAACCCAUCACCCGGGGAGGAAGUCCCUUUGUACCAGCUGUCCUUGUCAUUAAAAGAGAACCAGUCUCAGGGCUUAUGUUUCCUUGGUCCAUAAAACAAACCUACAAAACAUAAUAAAAUGCCGGCUUUCCCCUCGUUUUUACCUCCACUGUAUUUGUUUUGUUUUUCAGUCAUGUAUUAUUUUUAAAAACAACUUCCGUUUUUAGCUGAGGAGUAGAAAUGCUUUACACAGUCACAAAACCAGCCGAAAUGAUUUCUGACAAUCACAGGUUAGAUGUUGUGUGAGUUCCGUCAGCUGUCUUUUCUAUUCAGGAAACACCGCUGUUCUGACAGCGGUCAGGUAGCUUCGUGUCCUCCCUUCGUAACUGUCCGUGAACAGUUUGCUCCAUUUAUCUGACCCAUUGAUAAUGACCUUAAAAAGGAAGGGAAACCUCACUGUGUAACCUCCCGCUCGCAGAAAGAAAACAUCUAAAGGAAAAUGUGGUGGUACUGAUGAAAACUCACCACUUCUGAUCAGUUCUUCAGCACAGAAGCCCACCAUCCCUAAGGAUAGGAAUGUCUGGUUCUGCUUUUUAUGUAAAAACAUAUAAAUUCUCUCGCCGUUGCCCUGGGUUACAGUUUAGCUAGCAAUCAUUAGUCUUAGGAAGGGCAGGCUUGUGUCUCCUCUACAUCUGAAUCUGAGAGCCCUGUAGCAAGAGCCUGCUAUCCGCCCCUGGGUAGGUAGCACCUAUGGGUGAAUUUCUGAGCUGUAAAAUAAUGAAAUUCCUGAGAGAGCUUACAAACUGCGUUCACACGUAGAACAGCCCUGGGAAGAUGGUUAUUAAUAGCCUUGUCCUAGAAGAGAAAGCUGAGGUUCAGAAUCAUUAAGUGUCUUGCCAGAAGCAAUAGAGCUGGUAAGGGUGAGAUCUGGGCAUUCACCCAGCCCUUGUUCCGCACAUCUCACAGGUUACUGAAGGCCCUGUUGAAAAAUAGCCACGGAAAUUCACAGGGGCCAUUUGGGUAUCCGUGGCGGGUGCACAUGUGUGUUACAGUGUUGCGCACCAUGAAGAGCUUGCGCGUGUCUCUGUCAUCUUGUGGGAAGCCCUGGGUCUUUGUGACCAGCACUGGGAGGGAGCCUGUGGGAGCAAAUGGCUGUGCAGAAAGCACAGUGCAGCAAAUUUCCCCAGAGGGCAUUGGUUUCCAUUAACCACAAAGCUCUCUGGGCCUGUCAGGUUCAGCAUAUCAACUGAGACCAUGCCGUUUACGUACGGUGGUGUGCAGAGGUGACCUGAGUUUUAGGAAAGCCCUCCGUCCCGUGGGCUUGUACAUCCCACAGAGGCAGAAGCUGCUAUAAGUUAAAACACACACACACACACACACACACACACACACACUAGUCUCUCUGUUCACGUUUAUGUAGAGCCUGCCAAGAGUAUGCUGACAGAACAGGAAUUUUUGAUCCAAUAAACCCAUGGCCAAAAGGCCUUGAAAUGCCUAAGCCAGUGCUAUUGAGUGAAUGGCCUUUCUGAAAUUUAGCCUUCUUCAUUUGAUAGGCGGUACCUCUUAGGCUGUGGGAUGUUUGUAAUUAGUAUACCCUCAUCACAGGGAGCUUAGCACUAUGUUUAACAACAGUCUUACUUGGAGGACCCCAGGUAUCUUCUGCAAGUCGGCCCACAUCACAGCUAACAACAACAACAACAAAAAAUACCCUUUUGUGGCUGACUCACUGAGAAGCUGUUCAUCCCAUGUGCAGUCAGGGCUUUCUUUUUUCUGUCUUGUCUACCUUCUGGUUAUGUGCUACAAGUGGAAACCCACCGAUCAAUUAAAAUAUCCUUUCUCCACAGGACAUCUGCACUAAAUCUAGAAAGCCUUUCAAACGCCCUAGUUUGUAAAUUCGACAUUUUCCUCCCAGAAGUCUCUGCUCCAUCCAGCCGCUCAUCUGCCUGUUCUCUGAGAUUAGGAAGAGGCAAGUUAAGCAGCAGAUAGCCUCUCUGCCUUUCCCAAUCUUUCCACAGGGGAGAUAGAGGGCACAGAGAGGACCAGAAGGUUGGCGUCAUUGCCUGAGCACUCACAGCCCCAGGCGGGAAAGGUGCCUUAACUCUCUGAGAGCUUUGAUGGAUUUUAUGGCCAGUAGAUUGGGAAGGAUUUCCUCUGGCACAGAUGGGGAGCCCACCCAAACUAUAGGUUAAUUAAACCUUUUGAGCUCUUCUCAGAAUUCCCAGAUGAGUUUCCGAGGAGAGACUUGCCCCUGUAGAGCUGACCCGUCUCAUUAGACAAAGGGGCAGUAAAGGGGUGAAGGCAUAAGGUUGUUCCUUCAUGAAAAUACUCCUGAGAUACCUUCACGAAUCAGCCACAAAUCCUGAUUUGCCUUCAUAUAAUGUAAAGAAAGGGAAAAGGGAGGGAUGAAAUUUUCCCUUCUUCCACCCUAUAUAAUAUAGUUCCAAAGAUGUAGAGAAAGCACAAUUGUCUUUGAAACACACACACACACACACACACACACACACACACACACACACAGGUCUUCACCAAGAAAGCUGAUUCUCAAAAAAAAAAAAAUCUUAUUUUAAACAUUUCAACUCUUCAGGCCAGGGAAUUAAUAAAUUCCUAUAGACCUGACCCAUUUCCAUAGCUGCCAAAAAGGAAAACAGAAAGCUACUUAAAUCUUGUGUGGAUCUAUUUAUCUUUUAAAAUAUGUCAAAGCGAUUUGACGCAGGAGUGGAAAGCGAGCUGUUUCUCUGCCUUGCUUGAGUCUCUCUGUUUCUGCCAGGGAAAGACUAAGGAACCAGAAUUCUUGAGGCACUGUGUUGCCAUUUCCCGUAACAUCUGUUUCCCUCCGUAUUGAGUUGUAGGAAUUCAUAUCUGCUUUCGUAAACCCACAUCCUCCAUCACGAGGAGUAAAUGUUAAACCUGAAUAUCUUUGCUUAGCAAACUAUUUCAUUCCGUUUCUCAGUCAGAAAAUGUGAACUAGGCAGAGCUGGCUUGCACAUCUACAUCCUCUCUCGACCACCUUGUGCUUUCUUUCUUAGGGGAGCCUCGUAUGAAAGAAAAACAUCCUAGUUCCUCCUCAUCCCUCUUUGCCUUUGGAUAGCCAUGAUGCUCAUUUAGUAAUUAAAGGUUUGGAACUUGGCCAGGUUAUGAGGUGUCUGCCUAACGUGUUUUGUUCCUUCGAACAGACUGGGAAGAAAGGGAUUUUCAUCAUUUAAAUACCAACCAUGAGAAUGGUCUCAUUUUGCCUAGCAAAUAGUAAAUUUGACACUGAUAUUUGGGUGAUAUGUGCACUAUAGUAAUCUUUUGUGUUCUUGAUUUCUAGAAGAGUGUCAAAUACAUCAUCGGUGUAUGGGAUUACAUCAUCAAAAGUCCUAGUACCAUAGACCUCAUUCACUCAGUAGCAAACUGAAUUAGCCUGGACCCUCCUUUUACCUCAAGCAGAGAGUCUGAACUGAGAUGGGUCCCAGAGGAGAUGUAGGCUCCAGAAACUUAGCAUAAGUGUUUUUCAGUAAUGUAGUAGCGAAAUCCUCUCAGUGACUAGCCUUUGCUUCCCACUGUGUCACUGGGGACACCUGAUAAGCAAAUUAUCCAAGAUCUCUCUCCUCACUGAUGAAAGGUAGAAUAGUUCCCUCUGAGGAUCAAAAUUGUGUCUUUCACUCUUUGUUCUUUUCUGUAUGUUUGUUCUUUUGUUGUUGCUGUUGUUGUUUUUAUUUAGAGACAGAAUUUCUCUAUAGCCUUGGAGCCUGUCUUAGAACUUGUUCUGUAGACCAGGCUGGCCUUUGAACUCACAGAGAUCUGCCUAUCUCUGCCUCCCAAGUGCUGGGCUUAAAGGCUUGAGCCACUGUCACCUGGCCAUGUUGUGCACUCUCUUUCCGGAAACACUUCAAGGAGGAAAAUAGAGUUAAACAUGGCACGUUGACUGUCUGCUUCUUGAGUAUGAAUAAGAUUGCCUCGUGAAAUCAUGUGCCUUUCACAAAACCUUACACUUAGAAGCCAAGUUUGUACCGCUGCAGGGAACUCCGAGCUCUGGGUCCGCACAUAGCCUGGUUUGGUUUGGUGCUGUCUGAAUCUACGCCUUUAUCAUCCCUAACAGAUUCAGGGCUUUUCUUCCUCUACUGCUAAAAUGGGGAUGUGUGCAGUUAUGAACUGAACUCUCUAAGUACUAAGCCCGUGCCACCAAGUAGUUGUGGCACAAAGGCAGAGCCCGCGGAUGGUAAUUUUGCCUGAGCUGCACACACAGGCUCUUCUCUCACGGCAUUGUCGCGGGCCUUUCUCCCUCUGUGCCAUCACCUUUGAGAAAAUGAUCGCACCUUCUCAGAGCCUGCCUUUCUAACAGCUACAGUGGAGUUGGCAAGACUUCCCUAGCUCUGAAUAUAGCCAUUUGCCGACUCCGGCCUCUGUGAGACUGAUUCAAAUCUGUGAUCUUCUGUUCAGCACACACAUCAGCAAAGUGAGAAUAUGGGUGCUAAAUAUAGGCUCUAUUAACUUUACUUUUAGAUGUACUGCCUUCAAAAAGUGCCUAUUCUGAGAAACAUAAACGUUAUUCCUACAUAUGUAUGUACACACGGUACCCGAAGUCACGCUGUUCAGCCUUCGGAAACACCAUCCGAAGGAGUAGGUGCUGAGCUAGGGGAGGAAUUGGCUCAUUUCCAACCUCCGCCACCGUGGCUACCAUGAAAGGGACCGAAACAGAGUCCCUGGCACUUCCUACAGCCUCUUUGCGCUUACAUGCCUGGAAUCGUGGCAGACUGCUGAGGAACUUGUUCUCCGUGGAAAUAAUUUGCUCACAAACAUUUAGUCAGGAGGAGAAAUAGGCAAUUAAUAUAUGUCAUGUGUGUGUUGAUAAACUUAAGUAUUGCUAAGUUUAGAGUGUCAGCAGGUUUCUCUUGGGCUAACAGAGAGAACUAAAGAAAAGUCUUGGCUAUAGGGAAUGUAGGCUCCGGAGGCCAAGUGUCCCUGCCAGAUCCUUGAAGCAUUUUCCCUCCAGCUCCUAAGAAUACUAGCGCUUGUGCUAUUUGAGGGCUUUUGUUCCUGGAGCUCCGUCAGCGACGGAGGAGCUCUAGGUGUUUGUGAUGAGGCCGCAACAUAGCCCGGAAGGGUGAGUUUCUGCCUAGUGGUGGCAACAGGAGAGGAGCCAGGUAAAUAUGCUGAGGUGGAUAGAGAGACUGUAUGAUUGUAGAAGGGUUGAAGGGAGGACAUGGUUCCAAAAAAGAUUGUUCUCAAUGUGUCGUCUGACUCAACCAGCUGGCAGAUCACACUUGCCAAGUUGCUUCCUUUCCUUCUAAGUCACUUGGCUCCACAUUCCUGCCGAUACGCCUCUGAGGACAGGAAGAUGUGUCCACUUAGCCUUUCUGAAACGACGCAUAGUGACGUCCUCUUGGUCACAAAGCUACCAAGAAAUGCCACCACUCCCACGCAGUUUCGCCAAGUGAUAGUAAAGGUGACAAGCUGUGGAAGAUACAUUUGAUACAUAGUCAUCAGCCACUCCGCUUUCCAUAUAGGAGCCCAGCAACCCAAACAGGAGCAGAGGGAGCAAUGGGGCCCUGGGGGGGGGCAGCUCCAGGAGUAUGGCCCUGCUGCUUUAAUAGCCUCGUGAUUGGAGCCAAGAGGAUUUUGCAAAGAGAGUUGGGCAGUACUUCCCUCCAAAAUAUUUCUCCCAUUGCCAAUCCUUUUUUUUUUUCUGUUAAUUUCAACACUAGUAGGUUUUCUGUUUUUUGACGUGAUCAGAUUUUAGUGCUAGAAAAGAAUGCCAAAAUGUCUGUGUGAUGUCAUCAAGUCUUUGAGAUGCAUAGGUUCUCUUUUUUGGACAAACUGAGACAGAUCCAACGUGGCCUUGCUCUGGGUUUGAGUCCCUGUGACUCGUGACCACGAGAGAUAGCUGUGUGUGAGAACUAAGUCCUGUUUAAUGGUACAGGUCAAAGAUAGGGGAGCAGAGCAUUGAGCUUUCUUUGUGCCCUGUGUGCCCGCUGGGAGCAGGCCCUUGCUCCUAGCUGAUCGCAGCCACAGCCCCAGCAGCAGCAGCUGGGAGCCGCAGCCACAUUUCCAACAGGGGAAGCCACACAAAAGCGUACAGCAUAGGAUGUUUUUCAUUCUUGUGAUGCUGACAGCACCACAGUAUUUCCACAGGGUAAUCAAACUGCAUGGGUGCCCUGCCUCAUCAACCACCCCUGACAUCCCCACAGCAGCACACGUAGUUCCUAACGAAAGGGAGAAGUUGUGUUAUCAGACUGUGAUUUGGGCAAUUGCUUUUGUAUUUACACAUUGUUCAAUUAUAUUAAAUCAUGUUUUUAUUUACAUUCUAUAAGUUUUGAUCAUGUCUUCCCAGUGCUCUAUGAGAAUAAAUACAAAAAUCACAUUUUUUUCUUUCUGUAAAAGAACUACUUUAUAUUUAGAUAUGCAAUAAACUUCUCAUUCCA